Messenger RNA from Hypoxylon fragiforme, 849 nucleotides. RefSeq names its product Glyoxalase/Bleomycin resistance protein/Dihydroxybiphenyl dioxygenase. The coding region runs from base 178 to 750 and encodes 190 amino acids. The transcript has 2 exons. The record is from RefSeq and is a predicted model, not a curated record. NCBI's taxonomy places the organism in Eukaryota, Fungi, Ascomycota, Sordariomycetes, Xylariales, Hypoxylaceae.
UCCAUUUUGUCGGAUACUGGAGCAUCGAAUUGGUUGUUUUUCCAAGUACAUCAAGCUCCAUAACUCGGGUUGGAAACCAUGAAUAUGAGAAUGGGUUGAACAGCUUAUUUAUCGACGUUUCUCAUAUUAUUCCACAUUAACCAACACCAUUAACACUACGCAACCCAUCUAAGCGCAAUGUCAACCCCCGGAGCUAGCCAAGGUCCAGUUCUACGGCCAGCCACACUCGCCCACGUCUUCUUGCGCACCAACAAAUUUCCCGAGAUGGUGGCAUGGUACAAAGCCGUUCUCGGCGCCGAAGCGCGUUUAGAGUCUGACCGCAUCUCAUUCCUCUGCUUCGACGCCGAGCACCACCGCGUCGCCAUAUGCGCACUCCCCGACACAGGGGAUAAGAUCAAGACCGGCGCUGGGCUGGAGCACAUGGCGUUCGGGUUCGCUUCCCUCGACGACCUGGCGCUCGCCUACCAGCAGCGCAAGGCGCGGGGGAUUACGCCGUCCUGGUGCGUCAAUCAUGGUAUUACGAUGCCCAUUUAUUAUAGUGACGCCGAUGGCAAUAUGGUCGAGACGCAGGCCGACUCGUUCGAUAGCAAUGAGGAGGCAACCGCGUACAUGCUGUCGGAGGAGUUCAAAGAGAACCCGGUCGGCACGGAGGUUGACCCCGAGGAGUUGGUUAGGCGGUUACAGGCUGGUGAGGAUCGCGCGGAGAUUAGGAAGCGCGAUGGGCCGUGUGCUGGAGCGCCGAAGGGUUGAGCUGCUUCUGCUGUGAAUACUGAGUGUUUGAUGUGAUUGGGUUGUUGUUAGCAUGAGACUCAACAUUCUUUAAAUAGUAAAUGUCUACAAUAUGGCACA